Prorocentrum cordatum is the source of this 289-nucleotide messenger RNA. Lineage: Eukaryota; Dinophyceae; Prorocentrales; Prorocentraceae. The record is from the annotation of a GenBank genome assembly.
GCGGCGGAGCCGGCAGCGGCGAGCAGCUCGCUGCCGCCAGCUCAGGCCUGGAGCAAGUCACUGAUCGCUACGAUCUGCGCGGUCAGCGAGAUGUCCGAGGGGCCGACAGUGCAGGGCGAGGAGGUCUACGCGAACGGAGGCGACUGCCACGCGGAGAAGAUGGAGCACCUCGAGAAGACCGCGGGCGACGGCAGGCAGAUUGUGAAGCAGGUUCUGAUCUACGAGAUGACCUCCGAGAUCCUGACAGGCAAGGGGGUUGGCGCCUACCGGGCCGACGGCAGCGAGAAGG